This is a messenger RNA of Cryptomeria japonica (Japanese cedar), 2733 nucleotides long. RefSeq names its product mediator of RNA polymerase II transcription subunit 6. The transcript is spliced from 14 exons. The record is from RefSeq and is a predicted model, not a curated record. Gene Ontology annotation, molecular function: transcription coactivator activity. Gene Ontology annotation, biological process: regulation of transcription by RNA polymerase II. Gene Ontology annotation, cellular component: mediator complex; core mediator complex. Lineage: Eukaryota; Viridiplantae; Streptophyta; Pinopsida; Cupressales; Cupressaceae. Bases 1591 to 2343 code for a protein of 250 amino acids.
CACGUGUCAUACGUUCGCUGUAAAUAUGUAUAUAAUUUGGAAGCGAAGAAUCUGCCUCAUUUCACCCCGUGUUUUUUAAAAGUUUGGAACAUUUGAAAUUUGCGAAGAAUUUGCCUUCUUUGUUUCCAAUAUUUUUUUUUGCAACGUUUCUUUUAUUUGGGUUUAUGGCGGUCAAGAGAUUUUCCUGCACACAUUGGAACAAGCUUGAAUCGUUAGAAGUUGGAGUAUCUCUUAAAAUUGUUUCACAAUAUUUAACAGGACGCUCGCUUGGAGAAGUAAAGCAUGCUUGAUAUGAUGAAUUUCUCUGAUGCUUUACAUCAGCUAAGCUAAUCGUAGAGGAUGAAAACCUUCAAUGAUGAGAAGGGUUGGAUGAAAACCCGACUCUUCCUAACAGUGGAUUUGUGAUGGAGUCUACAGUUGUGCCAAAUUUGUGAAGUCUUCGACGGAGACAAAUUCUGUACAGGCCAGUUCAUCAUUUGCUGAUGUAACAAUUAAGAAGCAAGCCCUUGCAUGGUGUUCUCACAGCAUACAUUGCUUCGAAAAGCUCAAACAGAUUGAAGAAGGCACAUACGGAUACGGUAGCUCAAGGCCGUUACCAGACUCUAUACGUCACCAGCUUCAUCCACAACUACCGACAUGAGCUCGCUAGAUACCCUGCUUUGACUACAGGCAACCCACAUGGUCAUAAUUAACUUGAUCAUCGACAUUACUACAACGUUCCUUGAUGCUAGUUGAGGCCUAAAGCAUAUAUUGAUGCAGAAUCCCUUCCUCGGGUAUAACUACCACUAGUUUUCAAGCUGCAGUUGAUAAGAACGUUUGAGAGAGAAAAGUGAUACUAAUAUAAAGAAGUCACUGGGCUUCCAUUGCAUUAUUUAAAAGGUACACAGCAACUGCAAGCAAUAUACAAUAUUAGUAGCAUUCGUGCUUGAAGAAAUAAUUUUGAACACAUCUUUGGCUGUAGGUACACAACAAGUACAACCAAUAUACAAUAUUAGUAGGAUUCAUGCUUGAGGAAAUACUUUUUGAACACAUAUCUUUGGCUAUAGAUAGCAUUCAGGAAACAAAUCAUGCAUAGCAAUAUACAACACUGUUGCUCCACCAAUAGUUCUGAUUCUAUCUGGCCACAGGGACUCUAGCUCUCGCAGAGCUCUUGUUAAUAUUGUGGUUCUUUUAGCAAGCGAUUCAAAUAUUGUAAGGGCUGCGGCUAUUCUGGUGAUUAUCGAGCCAUAAAUAUUUGUUCUGCUGUCUUCAUCUUCAAGUAGUGUGUGGCGAGGGCUUUUCCUUCUAUCGCAGCAUCCAUAGUUGGGGAAACUCUCCAGUGACAGUAGCCAGUAAAUUGCGUUGAGGCACGAGGGGUUUGGCAGUGAUUAGAGAAGUCUGAAAAUGACUCAGAACCGAGCUUGAGGUAUUACCAGAACUACCGGGUGUGUUUGAAGAUCAUCAAAGUCAGAGAACAAUCGUGCUGUUUGCUGAAGCGCUUUUCAACGCUGAAGCAAAACUACAUCUUGAAACUCUUUGGCCAAGCAAAAGGUUCAGUCCUCUUAUGGAUUAAAAAAUCAGAAGUAUUUAUUCAAAAAUAUUUGUGGAAAAAUGGCGGCAACUCCAGUUCCCCCACCUGGGGGAAUGAUGAUGGGAAUGGAAGGAAUGCAGCCUCCUCCUCCUCCCGGCACUGAUAUGACUGGCAUCUGCUUCAGAGAUCAGAUCUGGCUCAAUGCUGUCCCCCUUGAUCGAAAUUUUGUCUUUGAUUAUUUUGCACUCUCUCCCUUCUACGAUUGGACAUGCAACAACGAGCAGCUGCGCAGGCGCUCCAUUCACCCUCUAGACAUGUCGCAUCUUUCGAAAAUGACUGGAAUUGAAUUUGUGUUGAAUGAAGUUUUGGAGCCUCACCUAUUUGUUUUCCGGAAGCAAAAACGUGAUGGGCCAGAGAAAAUCACUCCCAUGCUAACAUAUUACGUCUUGGAUGGUUCUAUCUACCAGGCACCUCAGCUUUGUAGUAUCUUUGCAUCUCGAAUGGUACGAGCUCUAUAUCAUAUAUCAAAAUCAUUCAGAAUUGCUUCCUCAAAGCUAGAGAAGAUUGGUUAUGAUACUGAGGGUGACAAUGUGAAACCUGAUGCAAAAUCUGGAGUUGAGAGUGUUGACUUUAAAGAAAUAAAGCGGGUUGAUCAUAUUCUUGCAACUUUGCAACGCAAGCUACCACCAGCUCCUCCACCACCUCCAUUUCCUGAAGGCUUUGCAGCACCCUCUGAUACAGCUCAAGGACAGGAUGGCCAGGCACAAGAUGAACAUAUAGAUCCUAUAUUUGAUCAAGGACCACCAGGAAAAAGGCCAAAAAUAGAGAAAUGAUAUGGAUCGGAUUUUGUUUCUUGAUUUUGUAAGAUUGCAUGCCAAAAAUGUAGUAAAAUGAUGUUUUCACCCGGGUUUCUUAAGUUUCUAAGUUUGAUUAAAAAAUUAUCUUUAUUUGUUGUUGGUUCUUGUAACAUGCACUUAAAUAUCCUGAGAGUGAACGUUGGACGAUAUGUUUUUUUAAGCUCAAGUAGAUAUCAAGAAUAAUUACAUGGUUGUCUGUUGGAUGGCUGUAUGAUGAUGACAUUGUGAUUCCUCGUUGGUCAAGUGUUUCAUGGCUGGAGAAAAUUUGUUAAAUAGCUGGGUCAAAUUUAAAUUGAAAUAACCUUUAUUGUAUCAAAAGCUUAUGAUUUCAUAAAUCUUAUGUAGUUAUUGGACCUUUUCUCUUUA